AUGGAUAAUGUAGAUAAUAACAUAAAUGAUGGAAAUUCUCAAAAAGAAGACGAUAACUUAUAUUCUGACUGUGAAGUAACAAUAUACAAAGAUAACAAGAAUAUAAUAGAUGACUCAUCUGUAAAUGUACUAGAUGAUGGUAAUAUUAAGUUGAUAAAAGAUAUUGCAGAGACUGGAACUUUAACUAUUUCAUGGGAACAUUUUAAAUCGACGCUUAUUAGUAAAAUUGUAGAAUCUUGUUAUUGGAUGUAUGAACAAUAUGGAGGUUUGAAUAAUCAAAUGCUGCUAUAUUAUUCAUCAUCUAAUUAUAAUAAACAAGAUAUACACGAUAUCCUCAAAAAUAGCAAUGAGACAAAAGUGGAAAUAAAACAUGGAAGCUCAUGCUAUAACUCUUCAAGUUGCAAUAAAUGCAAUAGAGAAUUUGUAAAAUACUUUAUAAAUGAUAUUAUUAAUACACUUCAGUAUAAUUGCAUAAAGCCCCCUCCUACUUUACAAAGGAUUUGUGAAAUUAUAUGCAAACCUAAUUGCUACAAGAAUACAACGAGCUAUCUCUAUGCUCUAGAUAAGUUAGUAAAUGUUGCCUUACCUACCUUAACUACAUCGAAGAAUAGAAUUUACAAAGAGUACACAGAAGACCAUAUGUCUGAUGAUGAUAGUGAAUGUAAUCAAAGAUAUUUUACUAAAAAAGCUAGAUUUGAGUAA
Molecule: messenger RNA, 702 nt
Organism: Cryptosporidium muris RN66
Lineage: Eukaryota; Apicomplexa; Conoidasida; Eucoccidiorida; Cryptosporidiidae
Exons: 2
Coding region: 1-702 (233 amino acids)
Biological process (GO): protein dephosphorylation
Cellular component (GO): protein phosphatase 4 complex; cytoplasm; nucleus
Molecular function (GO): protein phosphatase regulator activity
Source: RefSeq, a predicted model, not a curated record